UUCAUUAUAAAAAAACACGGCUGGCGUAAAACUGGACUAGUGGACAAGACAAGUGCAUAGCAAUUGCAUCAAGAUGGCAUCCAGAAGUCACCAGUAUUUUAGUCUGCGUUGGAACAACUACCAAAACACCAUGACGUCGGUGUUCCAGCAGUUGCGUGAAGAUCUCUCUUUUGUGGAUGUAACACUCUCCUGUGAGCAUGGCUCACUAAAAGCACACAAGGUUGUAUUAUCUGCGUGCUCGUCAUAUUUUCAAAAACUGCUUUUGGAAAAUCCCUGCAAGCAUCCCACAAUCAUUCUUCCCGGCGAUAUAAUAUUCACUGAUUUGAAGACCAUUAUUGAUUUUGUUUAUCGAGGCGAAAUUGAUGUUACCGAAUCUGAAUUACAGGGUUUGUUACGUACUGCCGAACAGCUGAAAAUAAAGGGACUUUGUGAAACGGCUGAAAACACAGAUGAUUUGAACGACACUGCUACAGCUACAAUCACCGUAUCGGAGAACAUUCAACAAGCAGUUGUUGGUAACAUCGUCAACACUACUGUAUCGCCAGGUCAGGCUUCGCCCAACACACAACAUCAGCAGCAGCAGCAGCAGCAACAUCAACAACAACAGCAAAUCGCAACGAAUACUGCUGUGCUUACGCAUAAUAUCGGUAACGUGCCCGCUGCCAAUUCACAGCAAAUUGGGUCGUCGGCAACUGCAAAUGCCAAUGCCACCGGACAAUUAGUUGUUGCGGGCUCCACAUCAUCCCAACAACCACAAAUUGGGCGUAAAUCUCGCGUUCGCAAGCGCUCAAAAUCCCCAGAUCUACAACAACAACAACAAUUACACAAUACUCAACAGCAAGUGCAACAACAUCCGCAAACAAUUCUAAUUCAGAAUCAAAAUCAAGCAGCUAUUGUUAGCUUACAACAGACUUCAUCUGGCAAUUACAUACCCGUGUCCGGAGUGCAAACCGUAACCACUAGUGUAGCUGGGCAGCAGCAGGCGGUGAUCACCGGUGACGAGUCAGAUACGGAAAAGCCGACGUUGUCGAAAAUCUGUAAGACAGAGGCAGCGUCAGCGUCACCUGCAUCCAGCGGCUCUGGCGUGUCGGGUUCAAAUAAUGCUGGCAGCGUAACGACUGUUGCAGCACCAGGCACAGCGAUUGUUACGCAAAUUGUAGUAGCUCGAGACGUCAAAGACAAAAAUAUGACUAGUUUAGGAAUGGGAAUGAAUGGCGGAAUUCUCGGAGUGCCAAUGGGCUUUUUAGAUUUUGCACCAGAACCACCAGCACCUUCAGCGACACCUGUAACAGUAACGGAACAUGUUGAUUUAUCUUGUAACCCCAAUACUGAUACCCGAGAUUUAUCAAACCCCACCGAAGCACUUGACAUCGACAAUCACUUGGCCCAACACAUGAUUCAACGGCUUGAUCAAUCUCCGAUGCAUGCUAUGCAUCAUCAAACUGGCGACGAGAGUAACUCGAAUUUAGUACAACACAUAAAGAGUGAAGUGAUUGAGGCGAAACAACAACAACAGCAACAACAGCAGCAGCAGCAUCACCAAUCACAGCAACAUCAAUUACAUGCACAACAACUAACACAGACACAGGCACAGCAACAGCAACAUCAACAACAUCAAGUACAUCAACAACAAACUUCUCAUUCACACUCAACACAUAGCCAACAACAAGCACAAUCACAUCAGGACAUAUCCGGUGCAACAGUAAUGGAAAUCGAUCCGAGCCAAAUAAAACACGAACCUGGAAUGAUCAUAACGCCGGAAAUAGUUAAUAUGAUGACAACUGGACACAUGGAUAUGUAUAAUUCAGAUACUAGUGAGGAUUCAAUGAUGAUAGCAAAUGGCUCACCUAACGAUCAAAAUGAGCCUCAUUAUACUAAUUUGGACCAACAACAUGUGGAUAUUAAAGGUCAGUUUAAUGGUCCCAAAACUUGGACUCAAGAUGAUAUGAAUUCAGCUUUAGAUGCAUUGAAGAAUCAAAAUAUGAGCCUUACAAAGGCCUCAGUCACAUAUGGCAUACCAUCUACCACUUUGUGGCAACGUGCCCAUCGUAUGGGCAUUGAAACCCCAAAGAAGGAAGGUGGUACCAAAUCAUGGAAUGAAGAUUCUUUAAAUAAUGCUUUGGAGGCCCUUCGUUCGGGCCAAAUAUCAGCAAAUAAAGCUUCUAAAGCCUUUGGUAUACCUUCGUCGACACUAUAUAAAAUUGCACGGCGUGAGGGUAUACGCUUGGCGGCACCAUUUAAUGCCGCUCCAACAACGUGGACUCCGGAAGAUUUGGAGCGAGCAUUAGAGGCAAUACGUGCCGGGCAUACGUCCGUUCAAAAAGCCAGCGCCGAAUUUGGAAUUCCUACAGGAACACUUUAUGGACGCUGCAAACGUGAGGGUAUUGAAUUGUCUCGCUCGAAUCCAACACCCUGGUCAGAAGAUGCAAUGAAUGAAGCUCUAAAUUCAGUCCGUAUUGGUCAGAUGUCCAUUAACCAGGCCGCGAUUCACUACAACCUCCCCUAUAGCUCUUUGUAUGGUCGCUUUAAACGAGGAAAAUAUGACGUGGCUAAUACAAGUAGCACCUCCAUUAACAACACAUCAGGAAAUACUUCGGGAAGCAUCGAAAUUAUCGAACAUAGUCAAGAAAACUCGUUACAUAUGUUUCAGCAACAGUUCCAGUAUAGUCCGUCACCACAUCAACAGCCUCAGCAUGGCGGACAGACUCAAUCACAGACGCCUCAACAUUUAACUCAACAUGUUGUACACAUUCAGCAAUCACAGACUCAUCAUCAGCAGCAGCAAGUGCACGCUCAACAGCAACAACAUAUCCAACAGCAACAAGAUGUAGUAACAUCCAGCAGCCAAGUGGCCCAUAGCAGUGCAGCGGGUGGGCAGCAGCAGCAACAAAUUCAACAGAUCUAUCAUCACCAUAGCACGCCGGAAAGAAGUUGAGAAUCACUGCAACAAGUAGCUAACAGCAACAACAACUCAACAUCAACUAACAGCAGCAACAACAAAAGGAAGAAAAGCUCGAAAGGUAAACGUUGAGAAAGGCGCACCAGUGAUGUGUUUUUGCCUAUAGAGGUUUGCAAUAAAAAUGUGAAAGAAGACAUUCAAAGUGAUGAUCAAGUUACUACAAGAAAAUUGAAAGCGAGAAAUAUGAAAGGCAACCGCAAAAAGUUCAGAAUAAAAUUGUUUGCGGGCAAUUAAGGAUGAAUUUGUUUUAGAACGAUUCGGCGGUAAUUACAUGAACUGAACCGAAUGAAGAUAUCACAGUAAUAAUAUUGGCUUAAGAAUGAUAAUACAUAGAUUGAAAUAGAUUUGAAUUAGCAACUAUUAAGUGAAAGCGAAUUAUGUACCCCUUAUGUAUUCUAUACAUAAACCACUGAAGCAUAAUAAAUAAUAAUACGUUCAAAUUGACAUCAUUUAAUUAAAUGGGGAAAGAUAUUUCGUAAACUAGUUCAAACACAUACAGUUUGUUGUUGGAAUUGGAACAAGUUAAACCAUUGUAACACUUGAAAACCAGUUCGGCACUGGGUUAUAACAGCAAGAUUCCCGACAAAAAAAAAAACUUAAUAAAAACUGUUAGUGUGUGAACGAAAAACCUAAAAACUAUAGAAAGAAAUUAUGCAAAAGACGUCAGGAGAUUAAAAAUGGCAAAGUUAAAAACUUUGAGGAGAGUAGAAAAAGUUCAACUGGCCCUACCCCACGUGAUUUAAUAAACGAAUAAGGAAGAAAGAGAAGAACAAAGUUAGAACGCUCCCCAUUGUAAACAAAUCAUAUAUAGAGUUCGAAAUAAAGAAAAAUAACUCACAUCCGAUUCUCUCAAAUUCGCCAAGAGCUAUAUAUAGCGUUGAAUGCGUCUCUUUGUUUCUUCUCUUCGCCGAGGUCCGACCUGUACAAAGAGUCGCUUAUAUAUAGUUCAGGUGUGGGAGGAGACAAUAAUAUUGAUCUUCCGUAGUGUUAAAUGCUGUCAAUUUGAACCAGGAAUGGGCGUUUUUGAUUUAAUUAUUAUUCAAAUAAAAACCAAACUUUUAUUCGUCAUUCAAGUAAUUUUGAAUGGUGAAUUUAUUUUCAUUAGCAUCCAAAUUCCUUUGAAUGACGAAUAAAAUUUCAUUCAUCAUCCAAAUAAUUUCGAAUGGCGAAUAAAUUUGUUUGUAUUCAUCCUUCAAGUAUUUUAAAAAGCGAAUAAACUUUCAUUCACCAUUCGAGUAAUUUCGAAUAACCAAUAAUUUUCAAAGUAAAUGGUCGUUUGCAGGCAGAUGUUCGUGUCUACUGAUCAAAAAAUAAAUAAAAAUUACUUAGAUAAUGAAUGAAAAUCGAUUCGUAUUUGAAAUUUCUUGAAUGAUUAAUAAAUAUAAAUGCAUGAAAAUUUAUUCGUUAUUCGAAAUUACUUGAACGACGAAUUCAAAUUUAUUGUAAGUUUUCUUUCAUUCAAUUAUUGAUUUUCCUGAUUACGCCCAUCCGAACUACGUACACAAAUGUACAGUGUACUUUUGUAUAAUUUUGAAACGAAUCUAUAAAAGGAAAGAAAGAUUGUCCACGGGUUCGCUCACAAAAACUUGUAUUAACUGCGGUUGAAUAUCCUUUAUAGAAGACAAAUGGAUUUUCCUUUUGCAUAAUAGAAGAGGAGAUGGAUUUGAAACAUGAAUUGUAUUUUUGAUAAUUGAAUAGUAGCAAAACUACAUACAUAUGUAUAUUGCAUAUAAAAAAUUUUACCGAUAUGAAAUAUUCCAAAAUUGAAAUGUUUGGAGUCGUGACAAAAUUACAAAUAAGUUCUUUCACCACUAGCUUUAGUGAGUAAAAUAGUUUUUAUCUUAAAAUAAAUACUGUUUUGUCAAUCAAAACUAGUAAUAAUAAACAAAUAGGUUUAAAUGUAUUACAUUGACCGAAGAAGUGAAUAAAAAAGUAUGUAACGGGAAUGGAAUUAUCCGACCAAUCUGAGUUGACCGCGACCGCGUAGCUUUUCGUUAAAUAAUAUUAUGUAUUCGAUACUUAUGUAGAUGCGUAAAAUAAUGUUGAUCAUAUUUCUUGUAACUAUUUAAUAUGUAAGUUAUUUUGUUCCAACACUAAUUCAUUGAACUGAAAUUCAGUAUAUUUUUUCAGAAGCAAUCAAAUCAAUAUUACACAGAAACAGCAAAUAAAUAAAUUGUAUCAUCAUUUCCAAAUUAAUUGCUAAUGCAACGGUGAAACAUCAAAAAUUUUAAUUAUAUAUAUACUAUACAUAGUUAAAUGCAAAUACAAAGUAUACCGAAAAUAUUAAAUAAUCACGAGAGACAGACGAUAUCAUGGUAUAUGAUAACUUAUUAUAAAUAUUAAUAAUAUAAUAUUAAAAAAAAUACCAUCAACAUCAGAAAUUUGUUGCUGCUGCUUUGAAACUUUGAAUAGUAAGAAAACAUCCGUGUGGAGUGCUUCACCCACGAUGAUGAUAAUCUAAUUAUAAAACAGACUAAAACAUAAAAUAAAACAAAAAUAUAAAUGUAGUUAUUAUUACCAUUUACUAAAGCAUUCAUAUUCAAAAAGUACAUAUAUGCGAUAUAAAAAAUGCAAAACUUUUAACAUGGCGAGUGUACACUCAAAACCACCCAGCGUUGUCUGCGACAGUAUCUAAUCAGAAAUUCAAUUUAUAGUGCAUAAGAGACAAUUCUCGGGUUGGAUUUCAUACCGUGACGGCAUUUCGUGGUCUAUUUUAUUUUUUUUAUUUUUAUUUUUUCUGAUAAUUCAGAAAUGAGGUAAAUAUGCUAUCCAUUAUAUACUUAUCGAUAAGGCAAAUCUUAGGUCGAGGCCACGCAAUGAACGGCAAAACGGCGAGCGGCGGCUGAGCGGCAUUUCUGUAUGGCCACUUCAAUAGUAUUUUAUAUAUUUUAAUUUUAAGCCGCCCUACGCUUUGCCGCUCAUUGCGUGGCCUCGGCCUAAGUCUUCUCCGAGCUCUUGCAAAGCAAGUCCAAAUUUAUAAAAGAAAUACGCACGAUCCAUGAAGUUUCCACACGUGACAUAUUUGAAAGAUAAUACCAGUAGCAAAAUUGGCAAAUUAAUCUGAAAUGCAAUGGGUUUAAGGUGUCAAAUUUAGGAAUGUGUUACAUUUGUUUAGUGCUGAUUUUGACCUUUCACUUUUGGACGAAUAAAAAUAUGAGAUUUUUUUUCUUGAUUAGGUGUCUGAACAACAUGAAUUAGUUUUUUUAUUUAAAAGAAGGGUUAUGGUCUUUCUAUCAGUAGACAACAUGCUAUAAAAUGAUAAUUAAAACAACACUGUACAUAGAAUAUAUUAUGGCAAAUAAAUAUGGAUGUAAAAAUCACA
Messenger RNA from Rhagoletis pomonella (apple maggot), 6281 nucleotides. It is a transcript of the gene psq, whose product is annotated as broad-complex core protein isoforms 1/2/3/4/5. NCBI's taxonomy places the organism in Eukaryota, Metazoa, Arthropoda, Insecta, Diptera, Tephritidae. The transcript is spliced from 10 exons. Gene Ontology annotation, biological process: regulation of transcription by RNA polymerase II. Bases 74 to 2935 code for a protein of 953 amino acids. The record is from RefSeq and is a predicted model, not a curated record. Gene Ontology annotation, molecular function: DNA binding; protein binding. Gene Ontology annotation, cellular component: nucleus.